CGUCCCUUCUCCUUAAGACAAAAACACGCGCCUUCUCUCUCUCUCUCUCUCUCUCUUCCUCUGUUCUCUGCCUUUUUCUGUCCAAAGAACGGAUGGAAAAUAUUGUUUCGGCAUACUCACCGGGUACUUACCCGGCGAAGCUCUGCCGGCCAUUAUUUUCUCUGUAGUUUUAUCUGUAGCCUUUGAAACUCUCCGAUGUAUGAUGCUUGCGACGUGCUGCUAGUGAUUGAGGCCAUUAGAGAACAAGAGAAGAUAAAAAAUUUCUGGAGGCUACUGCCAUUGGAUUGGAUUCUAUUUCUAUUAAUUGUUUGAAGGAUUCUUUGUUUCGACUUUCAUGUUUCGUCUUAUGUGAGAACUGAGUGAAGCAGAGGAAUGGAGCACUCAGAGACUAGGAGGUUAGGUUUUUCUAAGAUAUUGCUGCUCCUAACAGCUUUUCUAGCAGCGACGGCGACUCAAGGUGUGGUUGGCGAUAGAGUGAGGACGCACAGGAAUGCUUACGCGGCUAUGAUGUAUAUGGGAACGCCGAGAGACUACGAGUUCUACGUUGCCACACGUGUGAUGCUCAGAUCUCUAGCGAAGCUCAGAGUCGACGCCGAUCUCGUCGUCAUUGCCUCCAUCGACGUUCCGGAACGAUGGGUUCGAACUCUAGAGCAGGAGGAUGGAGCGAAGGUUUUGAGGGUGGAGAAUCUGAAUAACCCAUAUGAAAAACAGAACAACUUCGACAGCAGGUUUAAGCUCACGAUGAACAAGCUCUACGUAUGGAGUCUGGUGCAAUAUGAUCGCAUAGUUAUGCUUGACUCUGACAAUCUCUUUCUCCAAAAGACUGACGAGCUGUUUCAGUGUGGACAAUUCUGUGCUGUUUUCAUCAACCCCUGCAUUUUCCACACUGGUCUCUUUGUCUUGCAGCCAUCAGCAGAGGUGUUCAAGAACAUGCUUCACGAGUUGGCAAUCGGACGUGAAAACCCGGAUGGCGCAGACCAGGGGUUUCUCGGUAGCUACUUCCCUGACUUGCUAGACCGCCCAAUGUUCCAUCCACCUCUUAACGGUACCAGGCUUGAGGGUACCUACAGACUUCCUUUGGGCUACCAGAUGGAUGCUUCAUAUUACUAUCUGAAGCUUCGAUGGAGCAUACCUUGUGGGCCUAAUAGCGUGAUCACAUUCCCAAGCGCACCAUGGUUGAAGCCAUGGUACUGGUGGUCAUGGCCAGUCCUGCCGUUGGGUCUUUCUUGGCAUGAGAAACGUCGACAAACUCUAGGGUACGGUGCAGAGAUGCCUGUGGUUUUCGUACAAUUGGCAAUAUACCUAACAGUGAUAGCAUUGACGCGGUUAGCGCGGCCCAGUAUAUCCAAGAUGUGCUAUAGGCGUCCAGACAAGAGCAUCUCCAUUUUACAAACAGGGCUCAAGAUGACUGUCACCUGGUCCAUUCUAGCUGCCUAUGUAGUCCCUUUCUUCAUCAUACCUCGGACACUGCAUCCUGUUAUAGGCUGGACCCUUUACCUUCUCGGAUCAGCAGCACUUGCUUCCAUUGCAAUUAAUGCUUUUCUACUGCCGGCUUUUGCUGUCCUGACUCCAUGGUUAGGGAUCAUUGGUUCCCUCGUGGUCAUGGCAUUCCCUUGGUACUCGGAUGGGGUUGUGCGAGCUCUUGCAGUAUUUGCUUACGCGUUUUGUUGUGCCCCAAUUGCAUGGGGAUCACUGGUGAAAGUAAUGGCGUGUUUGCAGGUCUCACUUGAGAGGGAAGCCUUCUUGCCAAGAUUGGGAGAAUCUCCACAGCCUUCUGAGUUCAACAAGUUGUACUGAAGCACGAAAUGGACUCGCCAUUCCUAACAACAGAAAAGGAAAAGAUGAGAUAAGGUUAAUCCAACUCAGUUCUCAUGGUCUUCCUCUGCAUGCGUGCUUCCAAUAUAUGUUUGGUUCUUCCUUCCACAGAACUAUCAAACGGAUGCAGAGGACCCCACAGUGUGUGGAAGGGAUGCUACAUCUUUUUACCUUGUCCCAAGGGAAACUGGAACUAAUAGAUACCAUUUUAGAAGCCUAAGCUGAGAUUGAAUCAACGUUUGGAGGGGCAUUUUUGUUCAGACAUUCUGGACUUUGUAAGAAGUACAACAUUUCGUGAUCCAUUCUGCAAAUAUAAACAUCUUAAUUCAUUACAAACAAAUCCAGAUUAGACGUGUACUAAUCCUGUAAAAUCCUAACCUGCCACACCCACACUCAACCUUCAAAAUAAUACUUGGGCUCACCAUGUACACUUUACCAAUAAACAUCAAUGGCCAUUCACAAGAAGAAAUGGGCAGUCCCAUUGCCACUGAUUGUACAAGAGCACGGAUCGUGUAUAUGUAUGGUGUCCAUGAUGCAUAAAGGAUAUUACCAAUUUGGAAAGAGUGAUUAUCCCAAUUAGGUAAAUUGGAAGGAUAUUACCAAGAUCUUCGUUUGCCAGCUAAA
Nelumbo nucifera (sacred lotus) is the source of this 2439-nucleotide messenger RNA. RefSeq names its product putative glucuronosyltransferase PGSIP8. Lineage: Eukaryota; Viridiplantae; Streptophyta; Magnoliopsida; Proteales; Nelumbonaceae. The record is from RefSeq and is a predicted model, not a curated record.